AUGGUGAACCCUGUCCAACACCAAGCACGGAGAAAGCUUAGUGCAGCUCCCUAUUCGACUCAAUCAAUCAGUCUCCUCAAUGGAUUGAUUCGCAGGAGAGCCGAGGCCCUGGUCAAUCGUCUAAUCACAGGGGCUGCAAUGUCACCUUUGCAUACCGUCGAUGCAUUCGAGAUCUGUGGGCUUUAUAGUCUGGAAGUCAUCUGUCAGGCAGCUUUUGCAAUCGACCUUGACUCGAAACCCGCAUUUUUGGAUAGCUCUGCUCUGCUAAAGGCCAUGGAUGGCAGCGCCAAAAUGCUCAUCAUCGAUAGCACACUACCCUUUCUACGAAAAACAGGGCUUGAGCAAAAAGUGCCUGGUGUCAUUGGAGACUGUUACAGAAAGCAUGCUUACUGGCAGUCGGUCUCUCGUCUAAUGACGAACCAUUUGCUUAAGACGACAAUGACCAGCCAGGAUUGCGAUAAAUACUUGGUCACUCCUUUGCUCACCGGAGUGGACAGCUUCUUGGGACGGAAAUUGACGUACGAAGAGAUCUUAGAAGAAGCCAUGGGUAUCAUGUUUGCAGGGAGUGGGACUACUUCCACAACAUUGACCUACCUUUUCUACGCUUUAUCCCUCCCCUCCAACCAAGUUGUUCAAAAGACGCUUCGUGAGCAGGUGAGAAGCCUUCCCGAGAACGACAUCGCCGUCCUGAGGAAGAUGCCAUACCUCAACGCUGUCAUCAAGGAAACGUUUCGACUAUACCCAACUAUAAUUUCCACGCUGCCAAGAACUAUCAUCAAGCCCAUUGAGGUUGGAGGCUUCGUUCUCCCUGUCGGAACAGUGGUAGGAAUGCAGAACUACGUUCAUCAGCGGGAUCCACGGGUCUUUUCCGAACCCGAGCGCUUUGAUCCAGAACGAUGGCUUUCAAGCUCACCAGAAAUGGAGCAAUGUCUGACCCCAUUUAGCGUGGGGAAGAGGAAUUGUAUAGGUCAAAACCUAGCAUGGGAUGAAAUCUACCUUGCGGUGGAAGCCAUGAUGCGAUCGGGAGUUACGCUGGAGCUAGGUGACGAAAUGGGAGAUUGGGAAAUGAAUAUGGAAGACCGAUUUAAUAUUGCGCCCAAGGGGAGGAGAUUGAUGUUGAAGGUAACGAAGCCAUAA
Messenger RNA from Penicillium atrosanguineum, 1137 nucleotides. RefSeq lists its product as uncharacterized. Gene Ontology annotation, molecular function: monooxygenase activity; heme binding; iron ion binding. NCBI's taxonomy places the organism in Eukaryota, Fungi, Ascomycota, Eurotiomycetes, Eurotiales, Aspergillaceae. The record is from RefSeq and is a predicted model, not a curated record. The transcript is spliced from 2 exons. The coding region runs from base 1 to 1137 and encodes 378 amino acids.